UAUUUAUUACUCGACUCAAUAUGUCAUUGUAUCGCUUGCAAUCAUAAUGUCUUACACCAAAAAGGUUCGAACAACCCAUUCGUAUAUUUCCUCUUCAUAUUCUGAAUCUGAAACAAAGGAGCACGAUGUAUUCCUCUGUUAUAGAGGCAAAGACACCCGCAAUACUUUUACCGACCAUCUAUAUCACGCUUUGGCUGAUAAAGGGAUUCGCACCUUUAAGGAUGAAACAAUUGGGAUUGGAAAACCCAUUUCCCCAGAACUCUUGCUUGCAAUUGAGAAUUCGAGCGUGGCAGUGGUCGUGUUGUCAAAAAAUUUUGCAUUUUCGGUAUGGUGCUUACAAGAACUUGCAAGAAUUAUUGAAUGCAUGAAAGAGAGGAAGAUGACUGUUUUGCCCAUUUUCUACCAUGUGGAUCCUAGUGAUGUGCGACAUCAGAGGGGCUUUUUCGCUCAGGCCUUUGCCAAACAUGAGAUAAGUUUUGAGAAGGACUUGGAGAAGGUGCGAAUGUGGAGAAAUGCUUUGAGAGAAGUGGGUAAUCACUUCGGAUUCCAUUUACAGGAUGGGCCCGAGUCAAAGUUUAUCAAAUUCAUUGUACAUCAUUUACAACGUAAUGUUCCGAUGAAAGAUUCACCGGUAGCUUCCUCCAGCAGCAAUGUUCAAAAGCCGCCAUCUUCUCUUUCCUCUUCUUGUUCCGAAUGGGAAUAUGAUGUUUUCCUUAGUUUCAGGAGUACAGACACCCGCAAUAAUUUUACCGACCAUCUGUUCGAGGCUUUGGUUAAUAAAGGUAUUCGUACCUUUAUGGACAUUAAUGGAGAAUCUAGGAGGGAAGAAUGGAUUGCUCCAGAAAUCUCGAGUGCGAUGGAGAAAUCCAGAAUGGCAGUCAUCGUAUUCUCACAACAUUAUGCACAUUCCAGGUGGUGCUUGCAAGAACUUUCAAUGAUUUGCGAAUGCAUGAAAGAGAAAAAGAUGGUAGUUUUGCCCAUUUUCUACCAUGUGGAUCCCAGUGAAGUUCGUCAUCAGCGAGGGAACUUUGGAGAUGCCUUUGAAAGACAUGGACCUUUCACAAACAUUGAGACGAUGCUAAUAUGGAGAGAUGCUUUGCAUGAAGUGACCAAUCUCUCUGGAUUCAAAAUCGAAGACGGGUCUGAGGCAAAGUUUAUUCGAACCAUUGUUGAAGAGAUAUCCUUGCAAUUUGAUUAUACACUCACAAGUGUCGCUGGUGAUGACCUUGUUGGAAUGAACUCUCGUCUUGAGGAAAUGAAUUUGCAUUUAGAUUUGGCAUCAAAUGAUGUUCGCUUUAUAGGGAUAUGCGGGAUGAGUGGAAUAGGCAAGACAACCCUUGCAAGAGUUGUCUUUGUACGAAUCCUUCAUAAAUUUGAAGCUAGCAGGUUUCUUGAAAAUGUUAGAGAGGUUUCUAAAUCAUAUGGUUUAGCUGCUUUACAAGAACAACUCCUUUAUAAUAUGAAGUUCAAGAGUGAAAAAGAUGCAUGGAAUGUGCAUAAGGGAAUCCAUGCGAUAAGAAGCAGACUAUGUCGCAAAAAGGUUCUUAUUGUUCUUGAUGACGUUGAUACCGAAAUACAAUUACAAAUGUUAGCAGGAAACCGUGAAUGGUUUGGCCCUGGAAGUAGAAUCAUUAUAACCACCACAAAUAGAUAUUUGUUGGCAAGACAUGGAGUGCAAGAUGUAUGCUUGGCUAAACAACUGAAUGAGUCCGAUGCUCUACAGCUCUUUAUUUGGAAAGCCUUCGGCAAACCAAAUUGUGGAAAGGAGUUUUUGGAUCUUAGCAAGGAUUUCGUAAAUUAUGCCAAGGGCCUGCCUUCAACUAUUAAAAACUUGGGUUGCUCUCUGUAUGGGAAGAGCAUAGAGCAAUGGAUAGUUGAGCUGGAUAACCUAAAAGCAGAAGCUGUUGAUAGAAACAGUGAGGAUGCAGAUAGAUUCAACUUUGAUGGACUUUGGGAUACAGAGAAAGAGCUAUUUUUAGAUAUUGCAUGUUUCUUCAAUGGGGAGGACAAGGAUCGAGUUGUAGAUAUACUAGAUAAUUCUGGUUGCUUCCCAAACAUAGGUAUAGAGGUUCUCAAGGAAAAAUCUUUCAUUACCAUUGUAGGGAAAAAAUUAUGGAUGCAUGAUUCACUACGAAAGGUGGGUUGGGAAAUUGUUCGUAAUGAAUCCCCUAUGGAGGCUGGAAGACGUAGUCGGUUGUGGCUUUGUGAGGAUGUCCUCAACGUGCUAAAGAACAAUAAAGGAACAAAUGUAGUUGAAAGCAUAGUGCUAGACUCACUUCUACAAAAGGAAGAGCUGAAUGCUGAAGCCUUCUUAGAAAUGAAGAGGUUAAGAUUGCUUAAAAUCUGCAAUGUGCUCCUUCCUCAUGGCCUCGAUUAUCUUUCUAAUGAGUUACUUGUCAUUGACUGGCAUGGAUAUCCUUUGAAAUCCUUGCCAAGGAGUUUCCAACCCAAUAACCUUGUCGAACUCAUUAUGCGUUGCAGCCACAUUAAGCAACUACCGAAGGGGUUUAUUAGUAAUUUAUACCGUUUAAAACUCAUCGACCUGAGUGACUCUCAAAACUUCAACGAGAUUCCUAAUUUCGAUGGAUUUCCAAAUCUUGAGAGGUUGAUCCUUCAACGUUGUACAAGCCUGUGCAAGAUUGAUCCAUCUAUUAGAGCUCUGAAUCGGCUUAUUCUAUUAGAUCUGGAAGGUUGCAAAUGUCUUUAUAGCCUUCCACCCGAGAUCAACUUUGAAUCUCUUGAAACUUUCAUCUUAUCUGGCUGUUCAGCACUCAAGAAAUUCCCAGAGAUUGGACAAAACAUGACACGUUUGUCAAAGCUUUAUUUGGAUGGGAGUGCUGUUGAAAAACUACCAUUAUCAUUCAAGCAUCUAAGUGGCCUGACUUUAUUGAAUCUCCGAGACUGCAAAAACUUUUCGGCUUUUCCAGACAUGAUUUGUUCUUUGACAUCUCUUCAAACGCUCAAUUUAUCAGGAUUUGAGUGUCGACCAACUAGAUCAUGGCAUUCGCUUGGACGCUCUUAUAGUUUGUCCUCAGUGCGUGUCACUGCCACGUAUCCUCAAAUAAUUUCUUUUUUGAUCCUAUUUUUCCUAAUAUUGCCCCAUGGACAUCUCAGUUUCCUUGUCUGUGCUACGCUUAUUUUAUGGGCAUAUUUCUUCUUCGCUGCCCAACUUCCUGAGCUAGAGCCCAUCAACUUCUUGUUGCCAAGGUCGUUCUCAAGGUUGAGCUCUUUGGUCUCUCUAGAUUUAAGUGAUUGCAACUUGUUGGACGGAGCACUCCCUGAUGAUCUUGAUCGCUUAUCUUCACUGCAUUCUCUGAAUUUGGGCGGAAACAAUUUUACACGGCUGCCGGAGAGAAUUUCUCAGCUUCCUAAGCUUAAAAUUCUUUAUUUGGAUAAAUGUGGCAGGCUUCAAUCAAUUCCUAAACUUCCUUUAUGCAUACAAUUUGUAAUGGCACGAGAAUGUGCUUCAUUGGAAAAUUAUUCAAGUCAAGGUAUGGUGUGGACUUCAGGCGAAGAGGGAUUUAUCACUUCUUGACAUCUCUUUUCAUCUGCUUCCUGUGAGGAUGCAUGCAUGGGCGUUGGAGGAGGUUUGAAACCUAAUCUUGUUUCAUGUACAGAGACUUUCCGACAAAGUUCGAAAUUUACUUUCCAAUGCAGACUUGCUGGACAUGAUCUACGUCGAAUCAGACUCUGUCGAUUAAUGCCUUUGCUCCUGGGUUUGAUUGGUCUAUGGUAGGUGUUCUAUUUGAGACUGAUAUUUUGGAAGAAACGUUAGAUUUUUUCUAGGAUUAAUGUCGUGAAUAUUAUUUAUUCAUUUAUUUUUCCAAGACAGAAUUAUAGUGAUGGUGUGGCAAUAAUUUGAGUGUAAGAAAAUAAAAAGAACAGAAUCCUCUCAGAAUGCAUAUGAUGAAGAUUGCUACAAGUACUACUGGGAUUUGUUAAAAAACAAAACUACUGGGAUUGGUUCAUGUUUUGGACAUUUACAUGGAAUUGAUCAGACGAUGAUUCACUCUCCAAUAAUAACCCGAGUGUUGGGAUCGAAAAAGGGAAAAUUACAUAAAACCAUUUCUUCUCAGCAUUCUUAAAAAUAUUUUUACAUUCAACUCCACGAUUUGGUCACCUUCCCGAGUCAUAUGCGAGUUUUCUGCACCUGCUCUGGUUCCGACUUCCGUAUCGUGCUCUCUAGAGAAUGAACUUGUGGAAAUAUGGAUCCUGACUAGGUGAAAUGUUGCUGAUCAAAUCUUUGUGGACUACAAAAAUAGCACACAACACAAUUCCUUUCCAACUACUAUUUUCAUACAAAUCAGAAGGUAUCCGGAUCAGUACAGAUGACCCAUAUUUCUGAUGGCUGAACCACUUCGGAACUUCUGUUUGAGGCAAAAUGCUUUGAAGUCCUUGGCUUUGAUGAAUUUUCUCCUGCAAAAUAUUGAAAUUAAGUAAAAAUAUUUUCAGUGUGGGUAUAUACUUGUGAGUGUUC
Molecule: messenger RNA, 4477 nt
Organism: Juglans regia (Persian walnut)
Lineage: Eukaryota; Viridiplantae; Streptophyta; Magnoliopsida; Fagales; Juglandaceae
Product: disease resistance protein RUN1-like
Exons: 5
Coding region: 47-3535 (1162 amino acids)
Biological process (GO): signal transduction; defense response
Molecular function (GO): ADP binding
Source: RefSeq, a predicted model, not a curated record